Messenger RNA from Talaromyces proteolyticus, 1467 nucleotides. RefSeq names its product enoyl-CoA hydratase/isomerase family protein. Gene Ontology annotation, molecular function: enoyl-CoA hydratase activity. The transcript has 4 exons. The record is from RefSeq and is a predicted model, not a curated record. NCBI's taxonomy places the organism in Eukaryota, Fungi, Ascomycota, Eurotiomycetes, Eurotiales, Trichocomaceae. Gene Ontology annotation, biological process: fatty acid beta-oxidation. Bases 245 to 1132 code for a protein of 295 amino acids. Gene Ontology annotation, cellular component: mitochondrion.
CAGGAUUUGCGCUAGGCCGUGUUGGGUCUGUAGUGCAAACAGGGCAAAUCUCUCACGUGUUCGGCUUACAGCGGUUUGCCUCGGCGAAUCGGCAAGCUUGACGUCCUCGGUGCGGGCUGCUACCGGCCAUUCAGUUCAACGUCUUUAGUAUUAUUUUAUAGAUACGCCGAGCGGUUUCUACUUGAGUGCAGUGCUUGAUAGUGCAAAUACCGCGCAAGGCAGUUCCUCAACGACAUCCAUCACAAUGCUCUUCUCCCGAUGCUCGCGACUGGCAAUGGCCAGCACGAACCGCACCUUGACAUCAUACCUGACCAGAGCUAGCCGACCAUUCUCGUCAACAUCCCCAGCAUCGUAUGAGCAUAUCUUGACUGAAAUUCCCAAGCCUGGCGUUGGGCUGAUCACCUUAAAUCGCCCCAAAGCGCUUAAUGCGUUGUCAAGCCCGCUAUUUGAAGAAUUGAACGAUGCUCUGAGCAAAUAUGACGGAGAUAAGGAAAUCGGUGCCAUUGUCAUUACAGGCAGCGAGAAGGCAUUUGCUGCUGGCGCCGAUAUCAAAGAGAUGGCACCCCUGACAUUCUCAUCUGCCUACUCCAACAACUUCAUCGCCCCCUGGUCACACCUUGCCAACUCGAUCCGCACCCCCGUUAUCGCUGCUGUAUCCGGGUAUGCGCUUGGAGGAGGAUGCGAGCUGGCAUUGAUGUGCGACAUCAUCUACUGCACCGAAACCGCCACAUUCGGUCAACCCGAGAUCAAACUGGGCGUUAUCCCUGGUGCUGGAGGCUCGCAGCGCCUGACACGGGCGAUUGGAAAGAGCAAGGCGAUGGAGCUUAUUCUGACUGGCAAAAACUUCUCUGGAAAGGAAGCUGGUGAGUGGGGGGUUGCUGCGCGAGUGAUUGAGGGCGGCAAGGAAGAGCUAUUGGCGCAAACCUUGAAGACUGCAGAGACGAUUGCUAGUUAUAGUCGCGUGGCUGUCGUUGCGGCGAAGGAGGUGGUUAACAAGAGCCAAGAGCUGUCCUUGAGAGAAGGCGUUGAGUAUGAGCGACGAUUGUUCCAUGGUUUGUUUGGAAGUAAAGAUCAGAAAAUCGGCAUGACUGCGUUUGCCGAGAAGAAGAAACCUGAGUGGUCUCACGAGUAAUUGGUGAAAUGUAGAUUAAGAUAUCUACGAAUCUGCACUGUUUCGGCGGUAGUAUGUUUCUUAGACUUCGUACCAAGUCACGUCAAUUCUCUAGGCAAGACUUCGAUUAGUCUCGCCAAUGAAUGAUUUUAUAGAUAAAUUACACGUAAAAUUACAUGAUUUCUAAACAGUUAUAUCAUGAACCAGCCAAUGAUAAUAGUAGCAUGCGGCGAUUCUUCAAAGCCAGUGUUCUAGCAAAGUGUCAAGCUUGAUAGAGUUUAUAUUCCAUGCAUGUGUCAAUUAAAUGGUGAAGUAGAAUCGUGAUUUGCCCCAGCUACACGCCACAUCCGUCAGCG